This is a messenger RNA of Knipowitschia caucasica, 1200 nucleotides long. The record is from the annotation of a GenBank genome assembly. NCBI's taxonomy places the organism in Eukaryota, Metazoa, Chordata, Actinopteri, Gobiiformes, Gobiidae.
AUGUCUAAGGAAGUCAAUCCACUAAAGACCGAACCAAAGAUGAGGUUUGGUGAGCCGAUGCGUGUUCCUGUAUCUCGACAUGCGCAGAUGCCUCAGCGCGUCAUGGGAGUCUCAAACGGACCUCAAAGACUGCAGCAACCAGCAACUCAUCCAAAACCUGUAUCUCAGAUCUCUGCAGUCGUGAAGACAACCUCUGCUAAUUUGGAAAAUACUAAACCAGUUCAUCAGAAUGUACAACAAAAGACACAAACUCACCCACCAAAAACACAGGAGCCAAAGACUAAGGCAGAGCGGCAAAAGACUGUAUCUGUAACUGGUCCUUCAAAAACUGAAAAGGCACUAAGUAAACCCACAAAAGGGCUGAAAAAGCCGUGGAGCCUGGAGGACUUUGAGAUUGGGCGGCCGCUUGGAAAAGGAAAGUUUGGCAAUGUCUACCUGGCCAGAGAGCGACAGAGCAUGUUUAUCUCUGCUUUGAAAGUCCUCUUUAAGAAGCAGCUGGAGAAGGCCGGUGUAGAACAUCAGCUGAGGAGGGAAGUGGAGAUACAGUCUCAUUUAAGACAUCCCAAUAUCCUGCGUCUUUACGGCUACUUCCACGAUGCCUCUCGAGUGUACCUCAUUCUGGAGUUUGCUCCUAAAGGGCAACUCUAUUGUGAGCUACAGCGAUGUGGACGGUUUUCUGAAGAUCGAAGUGCCACUUACAUCAUGGAACUGGCAGAUGCCCUAAAAUAUUGCCACUCAAAGAAUGUGAUUCAUCGAGAUAUUAAACCAGAAAACCUACUCCUCGGGGCCAAUGGAGAGCUGAAAAUUGCAGACUUUGGCUGGUCUGUUCAUGCGCCUUCUGCAAGGAGAUCCACUCUAUGUGGAACCCUAGAUUAUCUUCCUCCAGAAAUGAUUGAAGGAAAACCUCACGACCAAAAUGUUGACUUGUGGAGUCUGGGCGUCCUCUGUUAUGAAUUCCUUGUCGGACAACCUCCAUUCGAGGCAAAGACUCAUGAUGAGACUUAUCGAAGAAUAUCGAGGGUGGAAUACUCUUACCCGCCACAGUACACUUUCAGCGAGGGAGCCAAAGACCUUGUUUCCAAACUACUGAAGCACAACCCUUUGCACCGAUUGCCCAUCCAGGGAGUUCUCACUCACCCCUGGGUCACAGAAAAUUCCACCAAGAAGCCCACCACUCUAAAGGAGGAACCGUCCAGCUAA